CUUUGUGUCAUCCUCCACAGCUCCAGGGAAGGCACUCAAAAGUGGGGGGCAGGAAAGUUUCAGAAUGUCUAAAGCAUUUGGGAAGAGGAAGAAAAGCAACAGCACAGACAUACCUUAUAAUCCACAAACAGAUGAACAUUGAAGAUGUCCAUUUCUGCAUGUGUGAGAUAGACUUUACAGGCUGUACGGCUUAGACAAAAUCUGUAGAAAUUAGACACUCAAGAGAGAAGUGGCUGUCCCUCACUGAGACUUUCAAAGGCUUAGUGCAGCUGGACAUUUCCUGCCAUUGUUACACUACUAGAUCUCACAACACUUGUUAUGUUUGCCUCAGUUUCUCUCCAGAAGACCUUGGAAACACAAAUACCUGCAGAGGCCAGCCUGGUGGAAUGAAGCAGGAAGCCGCUGGUGUGAAGUGGAGACCCAAGCCCUUUCUGGAGGAGCAACCACUGCUCUGCUCCAGAUAAUUGUGGCAAGGCAGGAAUGUUGACCUAGUGUUCCCACACUGUCCAGUUUCUCAGGCUACAAUAUUGAAAUUUUGAAGUCAUGAAGACAUCAGAUGAACCAACCUGCAAUACCUUGGAUGCAUAUUGGAAAAUAAAGAGAAAGUUUAAAGAAUGUGGCCUAUAAAGGCGGGUAGUGCCUGGAAAUAUUAACCGACUCAUGGUAUAAAAAUGAGACCAGUUUCUAGACAGUAGAGGUUAUUUUAGUCCAACAUCAAAGUUCAAGACAAAAUGUACAACUAAAAACUUUUUGCUCCUCCUCCCCCACUUCAGACAGGUACCAGCAUAGUGAAUUAUGAUUUUCCCUGGUUGGAAGUAUUCAUUUUUGCCCAUGUAGACCAUGCCUAGGAAUGAAAUACUGGGUAUUUAAUGUAGAUUAUAAUGGGAAACUGAUUUUCAUAAUGGCAGAUUUCAAGGACUUGGUUUCAAACUGAGCCAAAGCUUCCCAAUGCAUUUUGUACAGUCUGGGGAAAACUGUACUGCGUCGGCCCAUUUUUGAAGGCCAUCAUGCUCUACAGUAGAAGGAUAUCAUUUUACUGCUGAUAUCUUUGGAGCAUCCCAAGCAGACACAGAAAAUGAAUGGAGGCAAAGAGUGUGACGGAGGGGACAAGGAAGGAGGUCUUCCAGCUAUUCAAGUUCCUGUGGGUUGGCAGCGUCGUGUGGACCACAAUGGAGUGCUUUACAUCAGUCCCAGUGGGUCUUUGUUAUCUUGCUUGGAGCAGGUUAAAACAUACCUGCUUACUGAUGGAACAUGCAAGUGUGGCUUGGAAUGUCCUCUUAUUCUUCCUAAGGUAUUUAAUUUUGAUCCUGGAGCUGCUGUGAAGCAGAGAACGGCAGAAGAUGUUAAGGCAGAUGAAGACGUCACAAAGUUGUGCAUUCAUAAGAGAAAAAUCAUUGCGGUGGCCACACUCCAUAGAAGCAUGGAAGCUCCACACCCUUCUCUGGUGCUCACCAGUCCUGGAGGAGGAACAAAUGCAACUCCAGUAGUACCUUCACGGGCAGCAACUCCAAGAUCAGUAAGAAAUAAGUCUCACGAAGGAAUUACAAAUUCUGUAAUGCCUGAAUGUAAGAAUCCUUUCAAGUUAAUGAUUGGAUCAUCCAAUGCCAUGGGAAGGCUGUAUGUGCAAGACCUGCCUGGAAGCCAGCAACAAGAACUCCACCCUGUCUACCCCCGGCAGAGAUUGGGCAGUAGUGAACAUGGACAGAAAUCUCCAUUCCGUGGCAGCCACGGAGGCUUGCCCAGCCCAGCGUCAUCGGGUUCCCAGAUCUAUGGAGAUGGCUCAAUCUCUCCAAGGACUGACCCACUUGGAAGCCCUGAUGUCUUCACAAGAAGUAACCCUGGUUUUCAUGGAGCUCCUAAUUCCAGUCCCAUUCACCUAAAUAGGACUCCUCUUUCUCCACCUUCAGUAAUGCUACAUGGUUCUCCCGUACAGUCAUCCUGUGCAAUGGCUGGAAGAACUAAUAUACCUCUUUCCCCAACCUUGACUACAAAGAGUCCAGUAAUGAAAAAACCAAUGUGUAAUUUUUCAACUAAUAUGGAAAUACCACGAGUGAUGUUCCACCACAAAGCACCCCAAGGCCCACCUCCCCCUCCUCCACCUUCUUGUGCUCUUCAGAAAAAGCCAUUAACAUCUGAGAAAGAUCCACUUGGCAUUCUUGACCCUAUUCCUAGUAAACCAGUGAAUCAGAACCCAAUUAUCAUUAAUCCAACCAGUUUCCAUUCAAAUGUCCACUCUCAGGUACCUGUGAUGAAUGUAAGCAUGCCUCCUGCUGUUGUUCCUUUGCCAAGUAAUCUCCCUUUGCCAACUGUAAAACCUGGUCAUAUGAAUCAUGGGAGUCAUGUACAAAGAGUUCAGCAUUCAGCUUCAACCUCCCUGUCCCCUUCUCCAGUGACAUCCCCAGUGCACAUGAUGGGGACUGGAAUUGGAAGGAUUGAGGCAUCGCCCCAAAGAUCACGCUCAUCUUCUACAUCAUCAGAUCAUGGAAAUUUCAUGAUGCCACCUGUAGGACCCCAGCCCACCUGUAGUGGCAUAAAGGUUCCACCUAGGUCACCAAGGUCAACAAUAGGUUCCCCAAGGCCAUCAAUGCCAUCAAGCCCUUCUACCAAGUCCGAUGGACAUCAUCAGUACAAGGAUAUCCCUAACCCAUUAAUUGCUGGAAUGAGUAAUGUACUAAAUACCCCAAGCAGUGCAGCUUUUCCUACUGCAUCUGCCGGAAAUGGUUCUGUAAAGAGUCAGCCUGGUUUGCUGGGGAUGCCUUUAAAUCAGAUCUUGAACCAGCACAAUGCUGCCUCCUUUCCAGCAAGUAGUUUACUCUCAGCAGCAGCCAAAGCACAGCUAGCAAAUCAAAACAAACUUGCUGGUAACAACAGCAGCAGCAGUAGCAGUUCUGGAGCUGUUGCCAGCAGUGGCAACACUGAAGGACAUAGCACUUUAAACACCAUGUUCCCUCCUACUACCAACAUGCUUCUCCCAACAGGUGAAGGUCAAAGUGGUCGAGCAGCACUAAGAGAUAAGCUGAUGUCUCAGCAAAAAGACUCAUUACGGAAAAGAAAACAACCACCUACCACAGUGUUGAGUUUGCUCAGACAGUCUCAAAUGGAUAGUUCUGCGGUUCCUAAACCUGGACCCGACUUGCUAAGGAAGCAAGGGCAGGGUUCAUUUCCCAUCAGUUCAAUGUCUCAGUUACUACAGUCUAUGAGUUGUCAAAGCUCUCACUUGAGUAGCAAUAGUACCCCGGGUUGUGGGGGAUCAAAUACUGCUUUGCCUUGCUCUGCUAACCAGCUGCAUUUUACAGAUCCUAAUAUGAACGCCAGUGUUCUUCAGAAUUCACUGACACAGAACAUACCUUUAAGAGGGGAAGCCGUGCACUGCCACAAUGCAAACACUAACUUUGUUCACAGUAACAGUCCAGUCCCCAACCACCAUCUUGCAGGUUUAAUAAAUCAGAUUCAGGCUAGCGGGAACUGUGGGAUGCUCAGUCAGUCGGGCAUGGCUUUAGGAAAUUCAUUACAUCCCAACCCACCUCAGUCAAGAAUUUCAACGUCCUCCACUCCAGUGAUACCAAACAGCAUUGUUAGCAGCUAUAAUCAAACAAGUUCUGAAGCAGGCAGUUCGAGCCUAUCGUCCUCUAUAGCUAUAGCUGGCAGCAACCAUCCUGCUAUCACAAAGACAACAUCUGUCCUCCAAGAUGGCGUCAUAGUCACCACCGCAGCUGGAAACCCACUGCCGAGUCAGCUGCCCAUUGGGAGCGAUUUUCCUUUUGUUGGCCAGGAGCAUGCACUUCAUUUUCCAUCCAACAGCACUUCAAACAGCCAUCUUCCACACCCCUUGAACCCCAGCCUCCUCAGUUCUCUGCCUAUCUCUUUGCCAGUGAAUCAACAGCAUCUCCUAAACCAGAAUCUAUUAAAUAUCCUCCAGCCUUCAGCAGGAGAAGGCAAGUCUGAGAUCAACCUCCACCCUUUAGGUUUUCUCAACCCAAAUAUAAACGCUGCUUUAGCUUUUCUCUCCGGUGACAUGGAUGGGCAGGUAUUACAGCCUGUUCACUUUCAGCUGUUAGCAGCCCUCCUUCAGAACCAAGCCCAAGCAGCUGCCAUGCUUCCCCUGCCGUCUCUCAAUCUGACCAUCUCAGAUCUUUUGCAACAGCAAAAUACCCCUUUACCCUCAUUAACACAGAUGACAGCCCCACCAGACCAUUUGCCAAGCAAUCAGUCAGACAACAGCCGAGCUGAGACCCUUUUAACCAGCCCCCUGGGGAACCCUUUACCGAGCUUUACAGGCAGUGACACUACUUUUAACCCCCUGUUCCUCCCAGCUGUCACUGGGGCCUCAGGAUUAAUGGCCUUGAAUCCCCAGCUGGUAGGAGGUGUCCUGAACUCGGCAUCGGCCAACACAGCUAAUCAUCCAGAGGUUUCCAUAGCAACCUCCUCCCAGGCAACCACUACCACAACCACUACAUCAUCAGCAGUGGCAGCACUGACUGUCUCAACACUUGGUGGGACAGCAGUGGUGUCAAUGGCAGAAACAUUGCUGAAUAUAUCUAAUAAUGCUGGGAAUACACCUGGUCCAGCUAAACUCAACAGUAACUCUGUGGUGCCACAGCUACUUAACCCUCUACUGGGGACAGGUCUGCUUGGUGAUAUGUCAUCAAUAAACAAUUCUUUGAAUAAUCAUCAACUGACUCAUCUACAGUCGCUGUUAAACAACAAUCAGAUGUUCCCUCCAAAUCAGCAACAGCAGCACCUUCUCCAGGGACACCAGAGUCUCCAGGCCUUUCAAGGACACGCCACCAUUCCUUGCCCAGCUAACCCUACUCCCAUGGCUUGUCUGUUUCAGAACUUUCAGGUGAGAAUGCAAGAAGAUGCAGCUCUUCUAAAUAAGAGAAUAAGCACUCAGCCAGGUCUCACAGCACUUCCUGAGAACCCCAACACUGCACUCCCACCUUUCCAAGAUCCACCUUGUGAGUUGCAGCCGAGGAUUGACCCAUCUCUUGGUCAGCAGGUGAAGGAUGGCCUGGUUAUGGGUGGCCCAGGUGACACCUCCGUAGAUGCCAUUUACAAAGCAGUUGUGGAUGCAGCCAGCAAAGGGAUGCAGGUUGUCAUCACCACGGCUGUCAACAGUACGACUCAGAUCAGCCCUAUUCCAGCUCUGAGUGCCAUGAGUGCCUUCACUGCCUCUAUUGGUGACCCAUUAAAUCUGUCCAGUGCUGUCAGUGCAGUCAUUCAUGGGCAGAACAUGGGAGGAAUGGAUCACGACGGCAGGCUGAGGAAUGCAAGAGGAGCUCGGCUGCCGAAGAACCUAGACCACAGGAAAAACUCAAAUGAAGGAGAUGGGUUUGAGUACUUCAAGUCAGCAAGUUGCCACACAGCCAAAAAACAAUGGGAUGGGGAGCAAAGUCCCAGAGGGGAGCUAAACAGGUGGAAAUAUGAGGAAUUUGUAGAUCAUCCAGGCCAUAUCCACAGUAGUCCUUGUCAUGAAAGGCCCAACAAUGUCUCUACACUGCCAUUUCUGUCCGGGGAACAGCACCCAAUACUGUUACCACCAAGGAACUGUCAAGGGGAUAAAAUUCUGGAGGAAAAUUUCAGGUAUAAUAACUACAAAAGAACUAUGAUGAGUUUUAAGGAGAGACUAGAGAACACCGUGGAAAGAUGUGCACACAUAAAUGGAAAUAGACCUCGACAGUCGAGUCGGGGAUUUGGAGAGCUGCUAAGUACUGCAAAACAAGACCUAGUCCUAGAGGAGCAGUCUCCAAGUUCCUCCAAUAGUUUGGAAAGCUCUCUGGUCAAAGACUACAUCCAUUACAAUGGAGACUUUAAUGCCAAAAGCAUUAACGGGUGUGUGCCUAGCCCCUCAGACGCUAAAAGCAUUAGUAGUGAAGAUGACCUAAGGAAUCCAGACUCCCCCUCUUCACAUGAAUUGAUACAUUAUAGACCAAGGACGUUCAACGUUGGCGACUUGGUCUGGGGCCAAAUCAAAGGACUGACUUCCUGGCCUGGAAAAUUAGUAAGAGAAGACGACGUUCACAAUUCAUGUCAACAAAGCCCCGAGGAAGGGAAGGUGGAGCCCGAGAAGUUGAAGACACUAACAGAAGGUUUAGAAGCCUACAGCCGAGUCCGGAAAAGGAACAGAAAAAGUGGGAAGCUAAAUAACCAUUUAGAAGCUGCUAUUCACGAGGCCAUGAGUGAAUUGGACAAAAUGUCUGGGACUGUUCACCAAAUCCCACAGGGUGACCGACAAAUGAGGCCCCCCAAACCCAAGAGGAGGAAGAUCUCCAGAUAACAGAGACUGCUCCACUAACAUGCAGUGUUUAUCAAAGGAGCAUGCACAGAUACAUCUGUAUAUAGGUAUUGAUAUGGCCACUGUUAUAUCAGUAUUUGAAGUAUGGCAGAUAGCUAUCACCACCACAGCGUGCUAAAAGGAAUAGUAAUGGAAAACUGUUUUGAUCAGGAAGGAUAAUGAAUGUUGAAAAAAACCAAUCAAAAUCCCUGUAUGAUGAGAGUGAUAAAUGGUCAAGAGAUUGCUGAGAAACUUUUUCUAUAAUACUAAAAUUGUGAUUAUAAGAAAUAGUCCAAAUGUUUCUGAAGAAUUUUCAACGUUGUAUAUAGAAAAUACAGAAUUUCAUGGCGAUAUUAGAAAUGUAAAUAUUGUACAAUAUUGUCAUGUACAAGCAUACCUAAUGCACACUUUAUCUUUUAUUGUACAAAGAAAUAGUGUACAAAACUCUUUGGUUUCUAUGGAGUACACCUACCAGAGACUACCAGUGUAAAGUGAUAAAUAAAAAUACAACCUAAAUGCUUUUCUAUGA
This is a messenger RNA of Nannospalax galili (Upper Galilee mountains blind mole rat), 6803 nucleotides long. RefSeq names its product methyl-CpG binding domain protein 5 (gene Mbd5). Bases 1076 to 6277 code for a protein of 1733 amino acids. Gene Ontology annotation, cellular component: nucleus; chromocenter. Lineage: Eukaryota; Metazoa; Chordata; Mammalia; Rodentia; Spalacidae. Gene Ontology annotation, molecular function: chromatin binding; DNA binding. The transcript is spliced from 15 exons. The record is from RefSeq and is a predicted model, not a curated record.